AUGGCCGAGCGGGGCUGCCCCGGGGCCGCGCGGUGGGGGCGCGCCGGGGCGGGCGGACGCGCCGUGGCCGGAGCAGCGUCGGAGGGGCCGCUGGAGCGCCGCCGCUGCCAGUACCUGCGCACGGGCCGGGCCUGGUGCCAGAUGGUGGAGGUGCUGCUCGCCCUGCUCGUCCUCGUCUGCAGCUCCGUGUCCGGCGGCUCGGCGGGAGGAUACACCGGCCUGCCCGCCCUGGGGGGCAUCUACUACUACCACUACGGCGGGGCCUACAGCGGCUUCAGCGGAGCGGACGGAGAGCGAGCCCAGCAGCUUGACCGGCGUUUCCACCUCCUGAAGCUGCCCAUUGCAAGGGCAGCGAUGGCCGUGGCAGGGUGUCUCCUGGUCUUCCCUUGUAUUCUUUUUCUGGUUGGUUUUCUACAGGUACCAUGGCGUUUCCCAGCAUGGCUGCUAAUUGAAUGCGCCCUGGACAUAGUGAUUGCAGUUGGCACAGUGCCUGCUCUGUACUAUUUCUUCCAUUCUAUGGUGGGGGUUUAUAAUUCAUCAGUGUGCAAAGAGAGAGAGCAGCUUUAUCAAAGCAAAGGCUAUCAGGGCUUCAGGUGCAGCGUGCACGGGGCAGAGGUUGCUGUUGGCCUCUUAGGCUGCAUGGCCACUGUGGCGUACCUGCUGAGUGCAGUCCUGGCUGUCAGAGGGUACAGGACAGUUCACCAAAAGAAACAGAAGCCGGCACGAUUAUAAGAGCUUCCAAAUGAUUCCUCCACUACAGUAACGGUCAUGAUUUUUGCCAGUUUCCGUAGAUGA
Molecule: messenger RNA, 795 nt
Organism: Empidonax traillii (willow flycatcher)
Lineage: Eukaryota; Metazoa; Chordata; Aves; Passeriformes; Tyrannidae
Gene: MARVELD3
Product: MARVEL domain containing 3
Exons: 3
Cellular component (GO): membrane
Source: RefSeq, a predicted model, not a curated record